UGUGAGCGCUCUGCGCAUGCGCGCUCAUCCUUCUCUCCCUCCUGACCUCCUCCCGGUUUCUGCUGCGCCGCAGCCGCUGAUCAACUUCUCCCGUGAAAGCCGCCCAAAAUCCUCCAUACAGAUCCAGGCACACACAUGAGGCAUGGCAGCUCUCUUCGGGAAGAUCCAGAUCGGCAUUUAUGUGGAGAUCAAGCGCAGUGAUGGAAGAAUCCACCAGGCCAUGGUGACGUCACUGAACGAAGACAAUGAGUGCGUGACGGUGGAGUGGAUUGAAAACGGAGACACAAAAGGGAAAGAGAUCGAUCUGGAGAGCGUAUUUGCACUAAAUCCAGACAUUGCACCUGAAGAGGAAAUCCCACAAAGUCCUGAGACCCCUCCGCCACCCGUGUCCAGUGCCAUCAAAAUCAACAAGAUCCCUCAAAACAAGAAUCGUCGAACAGUAGCGCCACCGAAAAAUGAAACGCCUGCAAGGGAUAACCGAGUCACUGUAGGUACGACUCGAGCGCGGCCGAGCCAACAGACCGAACCGCCUCCAUCAGCGCCCAUCCCGCCUCCACCCAUCCAACACCAGACCCUACAGCAGCAGAACGCUCGCAGGAAGUCCAACUGCGUGAAGGAAGUGGAGAAACUUCAAGAGAAGCGGGAGAAGAGACGAUUGCAACAGCAGGAGCUGAGAGAGAAAAGAGCACAGGAGGUCGAUGCCACAACCCCUAAUUAUGAAAUCAUGUGCAUGAUCCGAGAUUUCAGAGCGAGUUUGGACUACAGACCGCUGACCACUGCAGAUCUGAUUGAGGACCACAGGAUAUGCGUGUGUGUUCGGACACGUCCACUGAACAAGAAAGAGCUGACCAUGAAGGAUCUGGAUGUCAUCACCAUCCCCAGUAAAGACGUGGUCAUGGUCCACGAGCCCAAGCAGAAAGUGGAUUUAACCAGAUACCUGGAGAACCAGACGUUCCGCUUCGAUUACGCAUUCGACGACACCUCCACAAACGAAAUGGUGUACAGGUCAGUUCCCUUUCAGUCGGUCACUCUCGACGUCACGUCGGAUGACCGACGAAUUGCAAUUUUAAAUAAGUAUAAAGAAUGGCAUUGGUUUUUUAUACAUUUAAUUUUUACCAUGGGAGGAGAUUUUUCGGGGAAGAACCAGGAUUGCUCCAAAGGGAUCUACGCUCUCGCUGCACGGGAUGUUUUUCUCAUGUUAAAAAAACCAAACUACAAGAAGUUGGAUCUUCAGGUGUACGCGACGUUCUUUGAAAUCUACAGCGGGAAGGUGUUUGACCUUCUGAACAGGAAGACGAAGCUGCGUGUUCUUGAAGAUGGGAAGCAGCAGGUUCAAGUGGUAGGGCUGCAGGAGCGAGAGGUCAAAUGCACCGAGGACGUGCUCAAACUCAUCGAGAUGGGCAACAGCUGCAGGACAUCUGGACAGACCUCGGCUAACGCUCACUCGUCCCGCAGUCAUGCCGUGUUUCAGAUUAUCCUCCGCAGGAGGGUCAAAAUGCACGGUAAAUUCUCUCUCAUCGACCUGGCGGGGAACGAGCGAGGGGCGGACACGUCGAGCGCCGACCGACAGACACGGCUCGAGGGCGCCGAGAUCAACAAAAGUCUGCUGGCGCUGAAGGAGUGCAUCAGGGCUUUGGGUCGAAACAAACCACACACUCCGUUUAGAGCCAGUAAACUCACGCAGGUCUUGAGAGAUUCCUUCAUUGGAGAAAACUCUAGGACAUGUAUGAUCGCUACAAUCUCUCCUGGAAUGGCAUCAUGUGAAAACACAUUAAACACUCUGAGAUACGCCAACAGAGUGAAGGAGUUUGGGAUCAGUCCCUCCGACAUUCCCUUCUCUCAGGGGGGCGGCGGGCGCUCCGAACUCUCUCCUACCUAUGAGUACGAUGACUUUGCAACCUCACCCAGCAGGGUGAAGGAGCUGAACAUCGACCCCAGUGCGGUGAUGGAGGGACGCUCCGCCGGACACUCGCUCAGUCAGCUGGACGUGCUGGAGGCGCAGUGGGGAGUGGGCAGCUCUCCUCAGAGAGACGAUCUCAAGUUGCUCUGUGAACAAAACGAAGAGGAAGUGUCCCCACAGCUCUUCAACUUCCAUGAGGUGGUGUCUCAGCUGGUGGAGAUGGAGGAGCAGGUUCUGGAGGACCACCGCGCCGUGUUUCAGGAGUCCAUACGCUGGCUGGAGGAUGAGAAGGUUCUUCUGGAGAUGACAGAGGAAGUUGAUUAUGAUGUGGAAUCUUUUGCCACUCAGCUUGAGCAAAUCCUGGAUCAGAAGAUUGAUGUGUUGACAGAGCUCAGAGAUAAAGUGAAGUCUUUCCGCUCGGCUCUUCAGGAAGAGGAGCAGGCCAGUCAGCAGAUCAACCCCAAACGCCCGCGAGCCCUGUAGCCACACAGCACCAGCAGAACAAUCCCAUCAGCCCUCAUCUCACCAGUGUAUCUACAUGUGUAACCUGUACGUGAUGUGAUGCUUUCUUUCAGCCGACAAAAGCACAUUUUAACUGGAUAGAUGAUUUGAGUUCUUACUAAAUUGAAUGAGGAUAGAGUGUAAGGCCAUGAGAGGGCAUAUAGUGAGCUAAUGCAUGAACAAACCAGCUCUGCAUCAUCUGACUGGACUGUGUGUGUGUGUGAGAGAAUCCUGUAAAUAUGUCAUUGACUCAUUCAUGCUUUUCAGAUGUAUAUAUACUGCUCAUUUACUUGCAUAACAGUUUGCCAGAUAUUGAAAUGUGAUUUAUACCGUCCCAAUGGAAAAGAGCAGAUACAGUCUAGAAAUAGUUACAAUUAGGGAUGCACUGAUAUAGACAUUUCGACCACUUAUUUUUAUGACUACUAAUUAAGGAAACUUGUUUCCAACACAGGAUGACAAAAUAAAGGUACUUCAUUCUUUUUGGGAUGAA
Molecule: messenger RNA, 2891 nt
Organism: Sinocyclocheilus anshuiensis
Lineage: Eukaryota; Metazoa; Chordata; Actinopteri; Cypriniformes; Cyprinidae
Product: kinesin-like protein KIF2A
Exons: 20
Coding region: 143-2383 (746 amino acids)
Biological process (GO): microtubule depolymerization; microtubule-based movement
Cellular component (GO): microtubule
Molecular function (GO): ATP binding; microtubule motor activity; microtubule binding
Source: RefSeq, a predicted model, not a curated record